This is a messenger RNA of Monomorium pharaonis (pharaoh ant), 4586 nucleotides long. RefSeq lists its product as uncharacterized. Lineage: Eukaryota; Metazoa; Arthropoda; Insecta; Hymenoptera; Formicidae. The record is from RefSeq and is a predicted model, not a curated record. The transcript is spliced from 10 exons. The coding region runs from base 331 to 2508 and encodes 725 amino acids.
GAUCCGCCCUCCGUCGGCCUAUAUAAAAGCCGCCGCCAUUGAUAGUGGACCUCCUGGUCGCCGAGAGAGAGAGAGCAGGUCCGGGAUUCCAUGCGCACCUGGGGAACCGUCGUCGACGACGCUACGACGUAUUGAGAAACGGAGGAGCGCGUGUGCGUGUAUGUGUAAGAGAAAGAGAGAGAGAGAGAGCGAGAGAGAGAGCGAGAAAGGAACAAAGGGGAAAAAAAGGGAGAAAAGGGGAACGCUAGCCUGUCACGCGGAUGAGAGAUUAAAUUAAUUAAUCAGCGUUUUUCUUUACGCGCGCACCUCUGCUGAUCAGUUUGAGGCACAAUGGCAUUGCCACGGUGGAUGUUGCCGCUGCUGGUCUUGGUGACCGGCGCGAUCACGCUGGUCCCCGCGGCUCGGCAAUUCCACGACGAGCUCUUCAGGAGCAACCUGAACAACGUCGCGCGGAAGAAGAGAUCCCUGGACACGGCGGACGCGCCCGAGUACUACAACGAUCUGCACUCGUUUAAGUACCACGGCGGCGACACCGAUCGCAAGUUCGACCGCGACUUCGACGAGGAUGACGAGGAGAUCGAAUUUCUGCCUGGCGAUAAUGGCCAGCUGGAAACGGUGGGUGAGGGUCUCCAGGGCUUGAACAACAAGUUACUUGAAAGGGCGCUGCUCGAUUAUUUGGAGACUCUGCCUGAGCAGGAGGAACCGGUGGCCUCGAUCUUCCGCGAGCGCGAGCGCAGCGGCAGCCGCAAGCGAGGCGGCGCCGGUGACGCCCGGUUGAACCUGGACGACAAGGAUCUGACCAAGUUGUUCGUGGAGGAACUGCAGGACGGUUCUCCGUACGGUCCGCUCGUGGAGGUCGAUGACGACGACUACCUGACUGCUUUACAGUCGCUUUACGACAGAUAUAGAGCUGGUAGAGGGAACAAAGUAUAUGAAACGGCAGGACCAAUGUCAUGGGGCGAGCUGCUUGGCAAGGGCCCGCUGAGGAGCCAGACGAGGGACGGCAGCAGCGACGGCGAGUUCGUGGACCGCGACGAGGAACAGGGUGGCAUCCUGUACCUGCCGGUGGCGGAACGUAGGAACGUGAACGCCCGAUUUCCCAUCGGCCGCGAGUUCAGCAGCUAUCGCAGGCUGACCAAGCGCUACCCGGUUGCUAAGAGAAGUCCCAAACCUACCCAAGCCAAACUGAAAACCACGGAUCCCAAGGUUGCCCAAGACCUGGGAGCCCUGUUCGGCCCUCCGGACUCGCACAAUCACACACACAAGUCCGACCACGAUCACGUUCACAACAAGCAGGAACCCGAGAACAAGAGUCACGAUCACAAGCAUGAACCUAGUCAAACUCACGAUCACGAGCACGAGCACGGCGGGCAUGAGGGCAAGUCGGAAGCGCCGCCGAAGGUGACGCCGUCCUCCCCGAAGGGCCAAAAGGAAAACGCUACGAAAACGGCCGCGUCUUCGAAAUUCAUCCAGGUGAGGAAGAAGAACGUCGACUGGUCGCAAUACUUCGGCAUCGACCGGAGGAGGAAGAAGGCCACCUUCACGGCCGGCCAGGGCACGCAGAAUCAGGACGACGAGUGGAUGCUGCAGCGCUACUACGAGAAUAUGGCCGAAAAUCUGAAGCCAAAGGAGGAAGAGAAUGAACGGAAGGAUAAACUCGAGCAGAUGGACUCGAAAUUGAAAUACAUUAAGGACUUGAUUGUCGAAGAGGCUAUGCGGUAUGCCGCCUCAGAGGAUGAGGCGGAUCUGCAGAAGGUGAAGGAUAAGUUAAUGUCGCGAAUGGCAGCGGCUUAUUCGUUGCAGAAGAUGCGAAAAGCGCUGAGCGAUCUUCGAAAUAACGUUGCGGCUCAGAAGGAGGCACAGAGAACACAAAAGGAGGCCCAGAACAAUUUUACGUCCAAUUUUCGCGAGAACAGUAAUUCGAACACUGGCAGUGGCAGUAAAGCCGACGAGAAACGGAACGGUAUCCACAACAAUGUAGAGGAAGGCGAAUCCGUGGAGGAGCCUAGAAAUUGCCCGGAAUUAGAAGCCAUAGAAUGGCGAUGCCGAACCGUAGAUAAUCUGGCCGGCGACACGUCUCGGAUGCUCUACGUGCCCUGCGUGAAACUGCAGAUCUGCAAAGCUUGUGCACAGGACGAGGACGGGCUGCUACCCUGCCUCGCCAACUACGCCCUGGAGGCCGAGAAGAUAUGCGACACGCUGGAGUCCAGGGAGCGGUCCGGGCAGGCGGCCCGGACCAUGGCGAUGGCCGCGGUCCACGAGGACGAGAGGCAGUCGUGCGCGAGCGCCGCGCUGCUGCUGUCGCAGCUGCACCCGCCUACGGCGGCGAGCGCGCAGUGCCGCGCGAGGAACGCCCGCGGCGAGUCCACCUCCUGCCUACGGCGGUACCACGCGCGAUACGAGCACCGCUACUUCCGCACGUCGCCGGCGUACGAGGGCACCGCCGGGCGUCGCCUCCACCACGAGGGCGCCCUCGACGCGCUGCAGCAGACCAUGUCCGAGCAAUAAAGGAUCAAGCGAGCGAGCGAAAGAAACAACCAUCCCGACCCCCUCCCCCCACACCUCAACAACCCUCACUCCCCCAGUUCGGCCGCGCGACCGUGGUGGACCGCUAGGUUAUCCGGACACCUUCCUUCCUCUCUCUCCCCUGUCCCUUCCGUUUCAGCACGGGGAUACGCACCGAGGGAUGCGCUAAAAAUGUCCAGAGAAUGUCACUGAGAUACCCCUUGGAUAAAGUGUGCUGUGUCCAUCUGGAUGUGAGCGUGGACACAGCACACUUUAUCCAAGGGGUAUCUUGGUUUUUAAUUAACGGCUAAACCUAGUUGCACCUUGUUUAUUUCGCGCAACACCCUCUGGUCAAAGUUACCGGGCUGGGGGAUUUUUCUCCCAAAUUUUUUUUUUUUUCCCUUUGCUACCGCGGAGGAUCUUUCGAGAGGACAAAUGGUUUCAGAGAAGUCCUUAAAAGAAGAAAGUAUAAAGUAUCUAGAAUUUUUUUAUUUGUUCUUCUCCGUAGUAAUAAUGAAGGGGAAGAGGGAAUAAAAAUACUCUAGAUACUCUAGAUGAUCCAAAUUGGAUGGAAAAUCUCCCCGGCAACUUCGUCCGUGGCCUACCGGUUCCCCCUUUAUCGAAAAGUUUCGUCCGGGUAGUCGGCGGUUUACCGGUACCUAAGAAUCUUCCGUCGUAAUGUGGAGCACGAAUCAAGAUUAAUCCUCACCACGGUACCAUACGUUUCCUUAAAGCUUUCGGGGAUUCCCCCAGCAGAAAGGAGACCCUGCGCCGUGUGGUACCGGUUGAGGAUUAAACACGGGCUGGCGACACGAAAAGUCCUGUUCCCGAGUCGAAGUAGAGCGGAUCAACGGAAACCGCGUUGAUACUCCGCAGAACACCACCGGUACCAGCUAGCGAAGAAGAAGAAGAAAAGAAUCCGCGAUUUCGCAAAGACUCGCGGAGCUCGUCCGUUCGUCCGUUUCCCUUCGGUUCUCGAGAUCGGGGUCUCGGAAAAACAGGUACACACGUUAAUUGGUACUCGAGUGAGGCAGCACCUCUUGCACAGACGGCGCUCCUUCAAAGAUUUCAAAAUCGUGAAUUAAAGAAAAGUAAAGGAAAAAGAAUAUAAAUGUUCCAAUUAAUGAAAAAACGACGCGUCCCAUCUGUUAAAAGAAAAUGAGUUUGCGGACCCUGGAUUCUGAAAGGAGGAUAUUAGGUAACGUCUCUAAUAACUGUAAGAGGAAAGAUGUUCUUGAUCUAUCUUGUACAAUUUUUGCGAGGUGUUGCUAUUCGUCCGGACGGCUUUCUGAGGCACAACGUCCUCCCUCCUUCUCUUCUUCUGCACCAAACUGAACAACGAUCUAACGAGUUACAAAGACAAUAAAUGAUUACAUCACCGAGAUUAAAUCCGCACGCACGACGAACAAUUCGCAAUCACCACGGGCGGGCACGAGCACGCGGAAUCCCGUCGGACGAGAGUUUGAAACGGUCGCCUCGCAAAUGAGAAGAGUCAGACAAGGCGGAAGUGAAAUAAGUGUGCGUAAAUUACUGUGUUAAGUAUCCUAAAAAAGAGACGAGGAGAAAAAAAAAGGGAAAAAGAAUUGUUGUGAGCGCACGCGCCUCCCCCUCCCCCUUAGCGCAUUAAUUCUUCGCGUUCUCGAUUCGCGAAAAUCGAGAUUAUACAUUAUAGCGCGAUUAUUCGUGUUUAAUUUCUCGCACGCAGAGUAGUUACACGCGGAAUCGCCGGUUCGAUCGCGCCGGUUUUCUCGUCGUCGUCGGUCGACGAGAACAGACAGUGAAGAAGAGAAGACAAAGAUGGAGAGAGGGAGAGAGAGAGAGAGAGAGAGAGAGAGAGAGAGAGAGAGAGAGAAUUAAAAAAAGGAGAAAAAACAGGAGAGGGAGGACAAAGGAAGGAUACUCGACGCAGCUUCCAAAGAGUCUAUCUUCGCAAAAAUCUAUAUCUAUUAUUACUGUCUAUUACAUAUAUAUAAAUAUAUAAUAUAUCAAAUGUUUUACGUUACACGGCGUUAAUGCGGACACGCGUGUCAGUCGACGCGUCGGUCCUAUAUUCGAAAUGUAAUAAAUAUAUUUCAACAUAA